Ceratotherium simum simum (southern white rhinoceros) is the source of this 1038-nucleotide messenger RNA. RefSeq names its product trace amine-associated receptor 2. Lineage: Eukaryota; Metazoa; Chordata; Mammalia; Perissodactyla; Rhinocerotidae. Gene Ontology annotation, molecular function: trace-amine receptor activity. Gene Ontology annotation, biological process: G protein-coupled receptor signaling pathway. The record is from RefSeq and is a predicted model, not a curated record. Gene Ontology annotation, cellular component: membrane.
AUGCCGGGAGGCAUCUGGUCAGCUCCAAUAGUUGAAGAAAUUAUGGUCGAAAAAUUGGAUUGUUCUGAACAUGGAAACAGACCUUGCUCAGAAAAUGAGAGGGCACUGGGCGUCCCAGCCGCCCUGUAUUCGUUUACGGCGGGAGCCAUAUUCAUCACGGUGUUUGGCAAUCUUGCCAUGAUAACUUCCAUUUCCUUCAGGCAGCUUCACACACCAACCAACUUCCUCAUCCUCUCCAUGGUGGUCACAGACUUCCUCCUGGGGUUCACCAUCAUGCCAUACAGUGUGAUCAGAUCGGUGGAGAACUGCUGGUAUUUCAGGCUUACAUUUUGCAAGAUUCAUUAUAGUUUUGACAUGAUGCUUAGCAUAACGUCCAUUUUCCAUCUUUGCUCCGUGGCCAUUGAUAGAUUUUAUGCUUUCUGUUACCCUUUGCAUUAUUCCACCAAAAUGACGGUUCCAGUCACUAAACGGUUGCUACUUCUCUGCUGGUCAGUCCCCGGAGCAUUUGCACUCGGAGUGGUCUUCUCAGAGGCCUACGCUGAUGGGAUAGAAGGCUAUGAUAUCUCGGUGGCUUGUUCCAGUUCCUGCCCAGUGAUGUUCAACAAGCUAUGGGACACCAUCUUGUUUAUGGCGGAUUUCUUCACGCCUGCUAUGAUGGUGGGGAUUUAUGGCAAAAUUUUUGCUGUAUCCAGAAAACACGCUCGUGCAAUCAAUAACUUGGCAGAAAAUCAAAAUAAUCAAAUGAAGAAAGACAAAAAAGCAGCCAAAACUUUAGGAAUAGUGAUGAGUGUUUUCUUAUUAUGCUGGUUUCCCUGUUUCUUCACAAUUUUAUUGGAUCCCUUUUUGAACUUCUCCGCUCCUAUAGUUUUGUUCAACGCUUUGACAUGGUUUGGCUAUUUUAACUCCACGUGUAAUCCUUUAAUAUAUGGUUUCUUUUAUCCCUGGUUUCGCAGAGCGCUUAAGUACAUUUUGCUAGGUAAAAUUUUCAGCUCACAUUUCUGUGAUACUAAUUUGUUUACUCAAAAAGGAACUGAAUAG